Molecule: messenger RNA, 14093 nt
Organism: Diabrotica virgifera virgifera (western corn rootworm)
Lineage: Eukaryota; Metazoa; Arthropoda; Insecta; Coleoptera; Chrysomelidae
Product: maestro heat-like repeat-containing protein family member 1
Exons: 13
Coding region: 170-5116 (1648 amino acids)
Cellular component (GO): cytoplasm
Source: RefSeq, a predicted model, not a curated record
UUUAUCAGUAUUUUGAGGUUGACAAAUCGCAGAAGAAGAAAGUGAUGACACGCAAGAUCCAGCUGCAAUCCUUGUGACAGACGUCAUAAUAAAUAGUCUAGCGAUUUCAAAACAAAAAUAGUUGUAGAAAAGCAAUAAUGCAUUAAAUAAACACUAAACGGCUAUAACCAUGACUACAAACGGAAAAAUAAACGCCGAAACCCAAUUGCAAGUGACAAUCGGUAGGUUGCUACAAUCUGUUACCGAUAAAAGCUAUCUAGUGUUGGAAUCUGUGAAAUGUUCAUUGAAAAAAUUGGCCGAAAAACACCCAAAUCAAGUGUUAAACUCGUGUUGUCAGUUCAUAACAAAAUCCCCAAAACCACCUCCUGAACAUGUUUCAUCCAUACUCUACAUAAUGGAACUAGUCUGUUCCGACCAUAUAUUGAAGAUCAACGGGGAUACUAUUAUACAAACAAUAAAUGUUAGCCUCUCCAUUAUGACUGAAAAUAUUAGCUGGGACUCCCAAUUACAAAGGCCUGCGUCAGGGAUACUUGUAGCCCUUGGGAGGGAACAUUAUGUACAGGUUAUGGAUGCUCUAAGGGAAAAACUGCAGCCUUCGGUAAUUCCCCAUCACAUGGUGCCCUAUACUUUGGGUGCCUUAGCAAGUGCCAAUGCCAUCGGAGUAGUACCGUAUUUGAAAGAUAUCUAUAGUAUUAUCUUACCACUUCUUCCAUCUUUGCGAACCGAGAUACUAAAACAAUCUGUUUCAUUUGCUCUGGGCAAUUUUUGCGAGGCCCUCACAGAGUAUAUCUCGAAUUCAGAAAAGGUUCCGGAUCCCACUAUAAGCCUAGAAACUUUCAGCGAAGAAAUCAGCAUAGCUUAUAAUAUACUUUUUUCUAAUUGGAUCAAUUCCCGCGAUGCCAAGACAAACGAAUGUGUGCUAGAAGCCAUAACUUUGAUAUAUCCAGUUCUGUCUGAGAAUAUAGCGCAGCAAACGCCGAAAACUAUUCAAGUUCUCCUCAAUUUGUAUAAGCGCAACGUUAACACUUACAGCAUUACCAAAUGCUUAGGUUCGGUUAUCAAGAAGUCUGCGUCAAUGAACGGGAUGCUUCUAGAACCGAUGCUUCCGAAUAUUCUAAGCACUCUGUUCGAUUUGCUGAAUAUUUCGCCGGAUUACGCCCAACCGAGCUUCCUGAAAAGCCAUUCCGAAGUUUUGAGGUGUUAUGAAUGCUUCGUCCUGCACUUUACAGACAACACCAUGGACCAGCUCUUGUCUCAGCUCAAAAACAACAACGACAAAGAAAAAGUUAAAUCUUUGAUUGUUAUAACGCACCUGAUUUCGUAUAGCGGGGACCAGGCCAUUAAGGGAAGGUACAAGGAUAUUGUGAAGCAUGUCAACGAUGUUUUGAAUGACAACAAUCUCAGAGUCAAGACUGCUUUAGUUAAGAUUAUUGUUGCGUUGUGCUGCAAGAAGGUUCUCUUAGAUAAAGAAAUUAACCCCGACGGUCCUGAAAAGUACAUUGAAUUCAUCUUGAAGAUGUGUUGUAAGCAAGUUCUACCUAAAAGUAUUAUUCUCGAUCCUCAAGAGCUCGAUAACAUUCAAAAAUCAACUGAUAAUACGUUGUACAUGUUAAGCACUUCCGUUCCGGAGCUGGAAUCCGUUUUGUGGAAUUUGCUUUUAAAGUGUUUUUUGAAUCCAACGUACGACGACGCCAUAGUUGUCAUUUUACGAUGUCUAACUCACUUGGCUUCGAAAAGAGACAAAGUGGAGAGCUGUGAGACUGCGUUUGUGAGAGCGUUAUCGCUUCUAGCGAGGCCCUUGCCUAAUUUUAGAGGUUGCUUCAUUCUGAACUUCCUGAAGAAUAUAAAACCGUGCAGCGUAGAAAGUUAUAAAGUCGUUUGGGAUGGGAAGAUCCCGCAACUGUUGAAGUAUCUGGAGCAGAAUUUAGAAAACUUCAACGUCAUAGAGUGGCACGAUUUAGUGUUUGAUUUUUUGAAUAUUCUGCUGGAAACGACCAGCAAUGAGUCCUUUAACGAAAUGAUCGUUGUAAAUGCCAAGAAACAACUGGAGAUGUACAGUAACACAAGAUACGUUGCGAGCCAAAACGGCGACUAUCAAAUCAAACAAUCAGAAAAACAGUUCCUAUUGAAAUGCCUUGCUAUAGCUUUAUGUUACCUCAGAGACAAAGAGUCCGUCAUGCAGACCUUAGAUUCUAUCUUGAACAACGUCAAAUUGACGGAUUACGCGGAAUCCCAGACGUGCGCAGAAGCAGUAGGCAUUUGCUCGCGAACGCAUUUACAGUUGGUGCUCGAAAAGCUAGCUACGAUUAGAAAGGAGGUGCUCACGAAGAAAUCCUCAAAAUUUCUCAACUUCUUAAAGGACCAGAAACACGAAGUGGCCUUGGACCGUUUGCGCUACACAGUCCUUUGCAGUUACGCGCAAGUGUGCAACGAAGCUCCGUCCCACGAGCUCCUGCAGGUCAUCCAGAGCGAGAUCUUGGAGUAUGCCGUCGGGGAAUUGGUGAACAGUAAGGAUUUUCCUAUAAGGAAGAUAUGUCUCAAAACUAUACAGGCUGCGGCUGAUGCCAUGCAUCCCAAUAGGAAUUCUCUGCACGUGAAAAUGAACGACAGGGAUAAUAUUAUUAGGUUGGUUUCUUCUCACAUUCAUCUCCACAGCGGCCCCGAGUACAUAGAACUUUUUCCUCUAAUCAUUCCGACGGUCACGGCUCUAGUGAGACUUCCUGUUCCGAUAGAAUCCGAAGACAGAAUUAAGUUGCUUAAACUGUUCUUCGACAACGUCUACAACGCAGCUACGGUUUACUGCAAGAUCAAUCCGGACAACACGGACAAGUAUUACGGAGAGCUGAAGCUGGUGCCGCACGUCACCAAGAGUUUCACCGAGUUGAAUCAGCUGGUGAAGGAUUUGCUGUUGCAGAAUCUGUCUCCCGCCACAUUGGACGAAAUCGUUACUUUGUUGGAGCCUUGGUUAAGUAAGAAGAGGCAAGAACAGAGACUACCGGCGGCCGAAACCUUGCGGUUGGUUCUUCAAACCUACUUGGACAACAUGAAGUUCGCCUACGAAUGUCCUACCACGUUCGGCCAAACUGGUUUCCUAUUGGCCAAAGUCGUACCAAGGUGCACAGAUCUCAACAAAAACAUCCGAAAGGUGUCCGUUGAGUGCUUGUGCAUCAUUUUGUGUAUAGCGGCCAGAUACGAAGGCCACAUGAGGGACCACGACAAAGUGCUGAGCAACUCGUUGCAGCAUAUCCACCAGCAGAUCGAUUCCGACGAACCGAAGCUGUUGUACAACUUAACCUCGGAUUUGGCGCAUAUUAUUUGCGUCAAUCUUCCCUCCUUUCAACUAAUUCACUGCAUCGACGGUCUCACUGAUGCUCUGCUUGAUUGCGAGUCUUCAAGCUCCAACGGAAGCAGCGUAGUCCUUAAUGUUAUUCUAAAAAACAAAGGUGGAGAACUGUCAAGUCAUGUGGUACAUGUGAUCGAAAAACUACUGAAACAAUUGUACCAGAUUCGAUGUCCAAGAACCAAGUCUUCCACCUACAGGGCUGUUUUGAAUCUAGCGAUGCAUCAUUCUAAGACUGUAUGUGGCAUUCUACUUAAUCAACCGUUACCAUUUGACAAUGCCAUUUGUGAAUGCUGGUCCAUAAUCUCGAUAGACCUCACCCUGGCAGCUGACCUAAUCGAUCAAUUGAAGAAAGCGAUAAAAUCGACGCCCCUCUACGAAGAUCAAAGCAACGGAAACGUGAGAAUAGCGAAUCUCCAACCCCUGCAAGCGGUGUGCGCCCUACACGAACUCCUGAAGAACUCGCACCUCAAAGACAUAUGCCUGCAGCAGUUUCCCGAACUGUUCACUAUCCUGCUGACUUGCGUUUCUUGCUACAUGGGCGCCAUAUCGCCAGCCAUUAAGAAGAUCGAUUCGGCUAGGGAGAAAUACGGUUUCAGCUUGAACAGAGACGCCUACAAGAUGUUGCCAGCGAAAGUGGCCAUCGAGACGCUGAGGUCGUUCUUGUUGUGCUGCGAGUUCGAGAAAAUGGCCGCCAGUUUGCUGUUGAUCAAUAAUACAGACGCUUUCGAAGACGUCAAUUUAUUUUUAAAGGUAAUCCAAUCUUUGGUUGAAAACGUCUGCGAAGAACAUCCCCAAUCGCUGUCGUGGUUGGUCGCUAGUCUAGGUCCCUACAUCCGAGCAGAUCUCGAUCCUCAGAGAGUAGUAACCGUCGCAUUCUUCUCGCACUUGCUGCAGCAGAGCCACACCGAACAAAACGUACUGACGGAGAAUCUCUUGGAGAUGAUUUUGGACGUUCAAGGAGACAGUUGCAGUUUGGUUAAGAGGUUAGGUUUGCAAGGCUUGGGAUACGCCGCCGAGCAUUUGAGCUACGAAUUGGUGUCAAGGCACUGCAAUCCUAUUCUCAGCGUUUUGAUGAACAGUUUGGAUUAUCACAAUAUUGGGAUGGAAAGUGCCGUGAUCUUGGAGGGCAUGCUGAGCUUCUCGAAGCUGCUGGAUGCAAUGGAGGGGUGCAAGUUCAGCUCGUUCCAAGUAACCGCCGCCGUCAGAAUAAAACCUCUGCUGGAUCAAGAGGACGUUAACUUAAGGAGAGCGGCCUUCAGGUUACUGGGAGAUCUGACGCAGUCCUUGAAUUCCGAAGGUAACUUGGAGGCUUUCAAGGAGCAAAUCCACGGGAACAUCGUUACCUUACUGUUGCAUUUGAGCGAUCCCGAUAUUUACGUAGUUAAGGCUUGCAAAUAUACGUUAAGAAAAAUAGGGCCCUAUCUGGGUAGUUCCAAGGUUAAUUCUAUGAUACAGGAGCACCUAAUAGACGAAGCCAACUUACAUUUCACCGACUUCAUUAGAGAUAUCAUAAAAUUAAUGACUGAAGAUUUGCAAGAUUUGUUCCCACUACUGAUAAUGACGUGCCUAUCGUACUUUAAGAGCCAAUGGGAGGAGAUUAAGGGGAACGCCGCUCUUAUAGCGGGGCUUUUGUACUCCCAGUUAGUCCCGGAGAAUAAAUCCAGAGUGUCGCUGGAUACGGUCUGUGAUAGAUUGUUAAGACUUAUGGAUGACGAAGAUGAGGAGGUGCGAGUUAAGGCUGUAGAGGCAGUUUCUUAUUUAUUCAUCGAUUAGUAACAAUUUAAAGGUCUCUUUUGGGUUAAAUGAUGUCUGAACAAGGAUUAUACUCCUGCUGGUUGAAAGCAAGGAACACUUUUUAUUAGAUUUUUAUUUUUAUUAUACAGGGCGUCAGAGGAAACGGGCCACCCACAAAAUUUAGGAAAUUUUUGAUUUUAAUUUUUUUUUCCUAUUUAUAUCAAAUUAAAUUUAUUGUUUAUUGAGUCAGUUACUGUUGUAGCACGUAACCGUACAUUAACAUUAGUACCAAAUGGAAAACAAGGAAAGUUUUGAGAAAAUAAUAAAUGUAUUGAAAAUUCCGAUGUACUAUCACAGCUACAGUUAUUACCAAUAAUUGACUUAUAGAGUCAAGAAAAGGCAAUAAUUAUCACUCGUUUUAAUAAUGUGUGUGCCACCAUCGCUCUGAAUUACACUCAUCAGUGGAUUUGGCAUAGAGCUGAUCACGUUUUGGAUGUCUCUAUGGAGAAAGUAGUCCAUUCCUCAAUGAGAGCUGUUCGAAGCUCUUCACAUCUUGUGGGAGCAGGUGAAGUCUUACACGCCUUUUGAGAGGGCUCCAUAUAUAGUCAAUAGGAUUUAGGUCAGGUUUAAGAAAGAUAGUCCAUUUUUGGAACACCAACGUCUUCACGAUACUGUGUUACAAUCCUUGCCGUGUGUGAUCUCGUAUUAUUUUGCAUCAGUUGAAAACCAUUUCAAUAAUCCCGCAUAUGGCAUCGCAUCUGUGUUCUGUAUAGGUGUGCUGUUAAUGUGUCUCUCUCAAUCAAGACGAGAUCCGUGUGUGCCUCAAAAGAAAUCUCUAUCCAAAACAUUACUGAGCCACCACCAAAAGCACCCCGGUGUGACCGAGAGCAGGUAGCAUUAGUGAUGUUGAUUAUAGUUACUUUCGAGUAUUCGUUACAAAUAGUUACUUUUGUAUAAAGUAAUCAUUUACAGUAUUCGUUACUUUGAUUACUAUGAUUACUUUUGUAUUUGAGUACCGGUAAUCAUAUCGAGAAUCGUAUUUCUCAGUAGGUAGGUAUUUUGUAUUUUGUAUAGGUAUAGAUAUAUAUCUAGAUAAAAAUAUAGGGUUCUCGAUCUCGGGCAUUCGAUCUUUGUUAAUGACAUACAUUACACAUUUUACCUCCAUUAUACCUCCCUCUGUUUCAUCUUAUAUCUUCUCCUCGCCCUCACAGUGUGAGGCUCUGAGGCUCACACCCUUAAAACGCUUCAUACCGAUAACGAUAUUCGAUAACACUCGUAAAAUACCGGUCCCGUCCAUUACUCGCUGGGAUACGAUUGGUAGAAAGUAAUCAAGUAAUCAGAGUAAUCAAAGUAGAUACAAUAGUCGUUACUCGCUCUGAUACGAUUGGUACGAAGUAAAGAGUAAUCAAAGUAACGAUUUGCCUCUCUGUACAAUAAUCGUUACUUUCGGUAUUCGUAAGUAACGAGUACUUUGUAAUGAAUAUAUACUUUUUCAACAUCUCUAGGUAGCAUAAGAUUUGUAGACAAACUGUACACCUUAUUACCAUAAACUUUGUCAUAAAUUAAUAUUCCACACUCAUCGGUAAACCGUAUUUUUUUUUCAAUCAUCUAUUGUCCAAUUGACGUGUUCACGGGCAAAUGCAAUUCUGCGUCUUUUGUGCGCAGCUGCAAGUAAUGGCCCCGUUACUGUAUUGCAAGCUGUCAAACCCUGUUCUCUUAAUCUUCGUCGAACAGUAGAAACGCUGAGUACUGGUCCUUGGGCUUGCUGAAUAUGGCUUUGGAGCAUUCUAGCAGUUUGCGUCCGGUCUCGCAAUGCAGUAAUAGUAAGAACGCCAUAUUAUCUGACUGUUGUCUUCCUUUCGGCACCCGUACCGGAUCACUGUUAAUAAGUUCCGGUCUCAAGAAAUCGUUGGUAAGUCUAACGAUUACGGUCUGACUGUAAGUAAUCGUUGGACGACUAACAUUCAAUUGUCUUGCCACAUUCCUUUUGACUUACUCCAUUUUCCAGCAAUGUAAUACACAGACUAUUUUCUCGAAUUGGCUGGAUUUUAGCAGGUUUCUUGUGACUUGAAAAUUAACUGUGUCCAUCACUUUUUUUUUAAGCAUGCACGCUACUUUCUGUGCAAUAUAAUGCUUUGCUUGCUUCUGCUACAACAGCACUUAUAUUAAUCGAUUUUGAAAAGUAUUUGAAAACAUUAACAAUCAUUUGUUUUUUUACGGCUAAAUCCCCCACAUAUUCGUCUUUUUCUAGCAGACAAAAAGCUAGCUUGACAGAAAAUGGAUCAGGCAACAUCGCAACUGUAAAUAAGGGUAGAGUCAUUAAAAAAUGCAAAGAAUAGUGAAAGAGGCGUAUAGUUCAUAAGAGCCUAUAGUGAAAGAAAACUUGAGACGGAGUAUACUACAGUAUGCGGCAGAAUAAACAGUACUGAAAUGGAUAUUGAAAUGCAUAUCAUUAUUUAUAUAUUUAGUAUAAUGAUAUAGCCUUGCAAACAUUAUUCACGACGACGUUCCCGAUAAAACAGGUAAAGAUGCGCUCUGGCACGAAAACCAUCUUUAAUUCUAGUCCGCAAUUGCGGAAUGUCAGGUGGUGGAUCUGUCUGUCUCCUUCGGAAUUCCCGAUAUAUAUGCAUCAGGUGGCGUUAGGUCUGGUGUGGAAAAUCACUGCAACGCGAAAUAAGGCGAUCCCCAAAAUAAUCACACAGUAUUCAAAGAGACUCCCUGGCAGUGUGACAGGUUGCCCCGUCCUGCUGAAAGCAUUGUUGAUUUUACGCUUGGACCGUUAGGUCUCCACUAGGGAAAAUAGUACUCCACGAUAAAACAAUUUUCUACAAAACUGAGAACCAUCCUGAAGCCUAACAUUAACACCACAUUCAUAUAUAGUCUGGGCUGAUUAUCGGAGAAUAGGCCAUUUUUGGGAAAAGUUAUUUACCAGCAAUUUUAUUGCUGGAAUCGAAGCUUAUGAUUGUAUAUAUUAAAAUAUAGGUAUGCCAAGUCCGCAGAUAGUGUGCUACUUUUUUUAUAAACAAAAUGGCGCCCCCAAAUCGUGUUUUUUUUUCAAUUAUUGCUCUAUAACUCCGAAGAUUUUAACUUUACAACAAAAACCCUCAAAUAAAAAUUCACCGCAAUUAAAUUCUGCAUAGAGAUAUGUUUUUCCCGAUCUGCUCCGACGAAAAUUUUCCUCGGAAAAUGCGGGUUUUCCCAACAAAAUCUUUAAUUUUCAAAUAAAGUUUUAGAUAAGUAAUUAUCUACUAAUAAUUAACUAAUUUGGUGACUUAAAAGCCUUCUUGGUUUAGAGUAUAGUUCCAGAAGCUGGUGAAAAUUGAACGAAUAUUUUAGCAACAAUUCAAUUGUUAAUUAAUAAUUUACGGUCGCAAUAAUAACCAAAAUAAUUAUGAUACACUGAUCAAACUUUGAAAUCUUAUAAAGAUGAGAUGUCUAUUUAACAUUUUGUCGACAAAAUAUAAUUUUUUUUAUUUUUUUGCACAAUCCUUAAAUGUCAAAAAAAAUAGUUAUGAACAAAUUAACGUUUCUCAGACAGUUUUUAUUAUAUUCUCAUUUUAAAAAAUAGUUAAAAUGCGUAUUUCAAAUAUCUUGAAAAUGAAUGCUUUAAAACUUUUUUGCAACCAUUUGCAAAAAAGUUAUGAAACAGCAAAGUAAACAUACGAUUACUGCGUUGUUUAUAAUUUUUUUUAGUUCUUUCAAAGCGUAAAAGUGAGUUUAAUUAAUGGUUAUAUUUUAAUUAAAGAUUAUAAAUAUAUUUUUUUGUAAUUUACACGCGCGAAAGUAGACUAAUAUUCUUUUUCUCAUGAUCAUCUUUCAGUGCGUCACAGUUUUUCGAUUUCUCUCUAACACAUUAAAUUGUAUGUGACAGAAAAAAAGGCACGUCUUUGAAUACUUUGGUAAUUAUUCUAGUUCGGUGAUUAUUCUAGUUGUCGAUAGAUGGCGCCAUAACCAAAAAAGAAUUAUUAAUUAAAUAAAAUAAUAAUAUUAUCAAUAUAAUCUGUACAAUUUAUAAGACUAUACAAAUGAAAGAAAAUACCAUUUUAUAAAUGCAAUAGACACAAUUGAUUUGGUUUUAUUACAAAUUGAAAAUAAAAUUUGACAACUGUUAGAUUUAACAAAAAUGUCACGUUAGAAUAAAUGUCAUAAAUGUGUAUUAUCACGGACUUACCUUUUUUUCUAUAAUUUGUGACGCACUGAAAAAUGUUCAUGAAAAGGAGAAUACAAUACAGUACUGUAGCUAAAAUUUUCACUCGAAGCGACGAUCGCCGCGCGACGUACACUUAAUAAAUAAAAUUAUAUUAUUAUGUAUGAUGCGUGUCAGUCGCUUCGAGUGAACAUUUUAGCUCCGGCUCUGUAUCAAGCCUACUUUCGCGCUAAAAAUUACAAAAAAAAGUAUUUUUAAUCUUUGAUUAAAAUAUAAACAUUGAACUAAUAUUUGAUAUUCUUUGUGAGUAAUUAGAUUGUACCACAGACUCACUUUUAAGCUUUGAAGCAAUUAAAACAAAUUAUAAACAACGGAGAUAUCGUAUAUUUACUUUGCUGUUUCAUAACUUUUUUGCAAAUGGUUGGAAAAAUUUUUUAAAACAUUCAUUUUCAAGACCUUUGAAAUACGCAUUUUAGGUAUUUUUUAAAAUUAGAAUAUAAUAAACAAUCUCUGAGAAAUGUGAAUUUGUUUAUAACUAUUUUUUUUAAACAUUUAAAGAUUAUGCAAAAAAAUGAAAAAAUUAUAUUUUGUCGACAAAAUAUUAAAUAGGCAUCACAUCUUUAUAAUCUUUCUAAGUUUGAUCAAUGUCUCAUGAUUAUUUUGGUUGUUAUUGCGACUGAAAAUUGUUAAUUAACAAUUGAAAUGUUGCUAAAAUAUUCGUUUAAUUUUCACCGGCUUCUGCAGUUAUAAUCUAUACCAAGAAAGUUUUUAUUUCACCAAGUUAUUUAAUUAUUGAGAAAUAAUUACUUGCCCAAAAAAUUUAUUUGAAAAUUCGAGAUUUUGUUGGGAGAACCCACAUUUUCCGAGGAAAAUUUUCGUCGGAGCAAAUCGGGAAAAACAUGCCUCUAUGUAGAAUUAAAUUGGGGUGAAUUUUUAUUUGCGUGUUUUUUUGUGUAAAGUUAAAAUCUUCGGAGUUAUAGACCAAUAAUUGAAAAAAACACGAUUUGGGGGCGCCAUUUUGUUAAUAAAAAAAGUAGCACACUAUCUGCGGACUUUGCAUACCUAUAUUAUUAAUAUAUAGGAUCAUAAUAUUCGAUUCCAGCAAUAAAAUUGCUGGUAAAUAACCUUUCUUUGUACUUUACUAAUUAGACCAGCGUAUUAUAACUAUUUUUUUUUCAAAAUUUAAAGAUUAUGCAAAAAAAACGAAAAAUUUAUAUUUUGUCGAUAAAAUAUUAAAUAAGCAUCUCAUUUUUAUAAUCUUUAUAAGUUUGAUCAAUGUAUCAUGGUUAUUUUGGUUAUUAUUGCUAUCGUAAAUUGUUAAUUAACAAUUGAAUUGUUGCUAAAAUAUUCGUUUAAUUUUCACCGGCUUCUGGAAUUACAAUCUAUACCAAGAAAGCUUUGAUGUCACUAAGUUAUUUAAUUAUUGAUUAAUAAGUACUUACCUAAAACUUUAUUUGAAAAUUAGAGUUUUUGUUGGGAAAACCCGCAUUUUUCGAGGAAAAUUUUCGUCGGAGCAAAUCGGGGAAAACGUAUCUCUAUGCAGAAUUUAAUUGCGGUGAAUUUUUAUGUGGGUGUUUUUGUUGUAAAGUUAAAAUCUUUGGAGUUAUAGAGCAAUAAUUGAAAAAAAUACGAUUUGUCGGCGCCAUUUUGUUUAUAAAAAACUAGCACACUAUCUGCGGACUUUGCAUACCUAUAUUAUUAAUAUAUACAAUCAUAAGAUUCGAUUCCAGCAAUAAAAUUGCUGGUAAAUAACUUUUCCAUGAAUUUUGCUAAUUAGCCCAGAGUAAUACGUUAUAACAACGUUCAGAAACCACUCAGUACGUUUCGAGUCAUGACACUUACAGAUUUGAGGCAUACGCAUUUCAGUACUAUUUAUUUGGCUGCCUUCCGUAUUAGUUUCGAAGUCACGGUUUGGUUGGCCCCUCUGAAAGAAUAACUAUUUUACAAUUAUUACAUCUUUACACUUACCUUUUUUUACCAAGAAGAACCUAGUUUGUUUCCAUUGUCAGUUUAAUGGUUAGUUUUUCGUCAUCAUUAAAUCCAGAAUUGAGUGCUAUAUCCUAGAAGAUUUCCUAAAAUCUCAAUAUACGGUAUUGGAAUAUUUUUAUGUAAUAUUCUUAAAUAACCACAUGGAAUUUUCAGAUUAAGCUGUUUUCACUGAUUAAUUAUGGUUUGUUUCCUAAUCUUCCAUGCUUUUACUGAGAAUAUUAGUAUUAUCGACAUAUUUGCCUUGUGGUAUAAUUAUAGCAUACCCAGAAAUCUUUAAUGAGUAGCUUAUCAAGUCUUUGUUUUUUAAACGAACUCUUUGUAUUAAAUGUAGAAAAACGCUGAAAUACUUAUCACAGCUUUGAAGUUCCGCACCUAAGAUUUUGUGUUUCGCUUUUAGUCCUGAAGAAAUAAAUUUGAUUUAAAUGAAUAUGUUGAUUAAUUAUUAGUCCAUUGUUACAUUAAAAGUUACAUUUUUAGGCCUUAGCGUGACGUUUUUCAGAGGACGCAAUUUUAUUUUUUUGAUGUGUUGAGGAGGUAAGUAUAAGCUUAUACACUUCGCUAGACGCUUACUAAGACACACGAUUUUCGAAGCUCACUGAGGCUGCGAACUGGCAUCGUUGCGCUUCGUUAGAACCUGUACUGACUUCUCGGAGUGACAAACACUAUUCGCGGUGUGCAAGUACUUGGAGGGGAUACGAGAAACGAUCGUGCGCGAAGAAAUCUUGCAAUUUUCUUAAAUAAUUCAUAUUGUCAAUUGAAAUUGUCAAAUUGAGGUUUAUUUCAUACCUACUGUCACUGAAGAAGAAAAAUUAUAUGUUGCUCACAAUAUUGAUAUGAUAUGCAAUUAUUAUAUAAAAGUAUAUAUAAUUAAUUGUAUUUUGCUUGCAGUACUGCAUUUUAAUAAUUAAUUUUAUUUGCUACAUACAAUUGUUUAUCUUUUAACAACAUAACCUCAUCUUACAUUUUCUUCUUAUAAUUUUUUUGUGCUACGGCCUUGACAAUUAUCCAGCAACCAGGACCAAUACGAUUGGCCAAUAUAAUUAAAAGUGCGAAAAAAGUUGCCGAGCUAUGAAACCAGGUGUCGCUUUUCCGAACUUGCACGGUCCCAAUAGUAGUCUAGUUAAAUUAUUGUAAUGAUCACUAUAUUUCUUAAAAACAAGAUUUGUUUGUUUAGCUUUAAUAAUAGACAACUUAACAAAUAUGCAAAUUUUAAAUCUAUUAUUAUAAAGUUCCAAUAACAAACAAAAAAUCAUUUUACUUAAAUUAUUCAAAGAGCCAAACUAAACUAAUAUAACCUUAAAUGUUUAUACAAGGGCGCUCCGCUGAUGAAAUGUUGAUAAGUUGAUAUUUUGGUAAUCGGGCAAGAUCCCUUGGGCAUUCGGUAACUUUCGUCUCGAUAGGGAUGCGUCCUAACGUACGUAUCAGACCGUUACGUUAGGUAAUACAUAUCUAGAUACGUGAGUUCAACCAUUAAUGCGCAUGCUUAUAUGUCAAAAAGAUACGUUACGUUUACGCAGUUGGCUGCACAAAAACUCUAAAAUUGUAGACAGUUCUACGUAGGGUUGCUAGUUUACGAGAUAUAGCGCGAAAACCCUUUGGACCCCUUUUCCAAUAUGGCUAUACUAAGUUGGACCGGUUAAAUUCUUAUAUUUAAAAGCGACCUCUAGUGUCCGUACCGAUUAUGUGGCAACACGGUUCAUUUACUUCUCAUUUGAGAAGCAUUGCCGUAUACAAGCCGCACAGACAACUUAAGAGUGACAAACCCUAUUCGCCGUGUGCAAGUCAGAGACAUGUUAAGGAUAGACCGGGCUAGUCAUACGCCACUCAAUGCAUCGAGGUGUAACGCCGACAUAGGAUUGAGUGGUCUAGCCAUCUUUGUCUGUCACAUGCGCGGGAUCGGUUGGUUAAAAGAGAUAGAUAGACCACCGAUCGACUGUUUCCAUGCUGUUUCCGCGUUACGCUUUUUUGGUGAGUACGCCUUGUCUACGCUUAAUAUGUCAAUGGUGCAAGUACUUGGAAGGGAAUUGAGAAACGAUCGUGCGCGAAUAGCGGAGAAAUCUUGAAACUUUCUUAAAUAAUUCAUUGUCAAUUGAAAUUGUCAAAUUGACGUAUAUUUCAUAUCUACUGUCAAUGAAGAAGAAAAAUUAUAUGUUGCUCCACAAUAUUGAUAUAAUAUGCAAUAAUUAUUUAAAAGUAAAUUGAAUUAAUUUUAUUUGCUUGUAGUAGUGCAUUUUAAUAAUUAAUUUUAUUUACUACAUACAAUUGUUUACCUUUUAAUAACAUAACCUUAAUAUUACUUUUUAUGAAAACCACUUGCACCUUUUUCUCCAAUAUGGCUAUAAGGUAGCGACCCCACAAACUUGAACUUAAGUUUAUACUAACCCCACCUAUACAUAAAAAAAUUGCGUCUUCUGAAAAAUGCAGCCAUAAGUGUAACUUUUCAAUGGACUAUAUCGAAUGAUAUUUUGUCGAAAGACUAAAUUAUUUCUGCAAGUAUCACUCGAUUUGUCGUUUUAACAGGGUCGUAGCAUUCGUUCAGUACUUAUAGACGAAUUUGGUGAUCAAAUUAGUGAUUAUACUUAUUAAAUAAAAAUGAAAAAUAAAAUUACGGCUAUACUAUUUUCUAGCCUAGAAAAAACGUAUAAAAAUGUUUAAUUUGAGCAAAAAAGUAAAGUAAUUUUAAUUUUUCAUUUGAAACAAUACAUUUUCUGUAAAAAGACUUGUUUCUUCUUCUACAUUAUGUAAUUUAAAUGGUUCCAUGAAAUUUCAUUAUUGUUAUAUGUAUAGGAAUGAGUUAUAAGUAAUUGUAUAAAGAAUAGCUACCAAUUAUUGUUUUUUGUUUCAUAUAUUUUUUAUAAAUAAAACCUAUGUAUAUUGUUA